CAGGCGCUGGAUAAUUUUCCACUGUUGAUGUACAUUUUGGCAGCAAAGACGGUGCUGUUGUGUCUGGCCUUCGCCGGUGUCAAGAUUUACCAAAGUAAAAGGAUUGAAGCGAAGAUGAAGCAGGAACAGGUGGAACGACUCAAACGUUUAGCCGAGGAAGCGGAAAAAGAUGACACGGAUAAAAAAGAAGAUUGA
Nanorana parkeri is the source of this 195-nucleotide messenger RNA. Its product is annotated as small integral membrane protein 11A-like. Lineage: Eukaryota; Metazoa; Chordata; Amphibia; Anura; Dicroglossidae. The transcript has a single exon. The record is from RefSeq and is a predicted model, not a curated record. The annotation marks the transcript as partial.